Salvia miltiorrhiza (redroot sage) is the source of this 1199-nucleotide messenger RNA. RefSeq lists its product as uncharacterized. NCBI's taxonomy places the organism in Eukaryota, Viridiplantae, Streptophyta, Magnoliopsida, Lamiales, Lamiaceae. The record is from RefSeq and is a predicted model, not a curated record. The transcript has 3 exons. Bases 113 to 976 code for a protein of 287 amino acids.
UUUUGGAGCUAUUAUAUACUCCAACAGUCGCGAGGACUGUUCACUCUUCUCAAACUAUUCUGAUAUAAGCAAAACGUUUCUGGAGAAGGAUUUACGAAGAAUCGCAACCAAGAUGGCUUCGAGGCAGCAAGGAAGCAACGACAGCGGCCGUGUCCGUGUUAAUAGGACCGACAAAACACGUUGGAGCUGGACCUGUAAGGAGGAGGAAACACUGAUAACCUCGCUUAAGGAAUUGGUGGUGCAAGGUUGGAAUUCGGAUAACGGUUUUAGGGCUGGGUAUCUCGCAAAACUGGAGGAUGCAAUGAGGCAAGUAUUUCCAGAUACUGACUUGAAGGGAAAUCCGCACAUCAACUCCAAGAUAUGUGCGUGGAAAAAAAACUACUAUAGCUUGUCGGCGAUGCUAGGGCGCAGCGGGAUCGGUUUCAAUGCGAAUGGUAAUCAUAUGGUUGAUUGCACGAAUGAGCAAUGGGAACAAAUUGUCAAGUGUGAUCCGAAUGCAAGAUUGAUGAGGUAUAAAUCUUGGCCUAUGUUUGAAGACUGGAAAGAGGUUUUUGGAAAAGAUAGGGCUACCGGGGAGCACGCUGAGGACCUUUUGGAUGCGUUGAACGAUAUGCAACGCCGUGAGAACAUGAAUGAACUCACUCCAGAGUCGGAGUAUCAUGUCAAUCUCGAUGGUAUAACAACAACUGAGAUGAUCGACGAGAGUGUGGGGCAAAGCAGUCAGGAGACAGCAGUUGGUCCAACUGGCAGCAGGAAGCGCAAACCCAACCGCGAUGAGAUGAGUGCUGUAUGCGAGGUACUCCGUGAGAUAAACCGUACAACUGCAGAGAGGCUGGCGAACUUGGCGAACCGAAUUGGUUAUGAGUUCGACAUCGGAAAGGCCCGGCAAGAAGUGUUUGAACAAUUGGGUGUCAUUCCAGGUCUUUCAUUGGAUGAGAAGUUUGAUGUUUGUGAGCUCCUAGCCCUACAAGGUUGAGCGCCUUGAAAUUUUUCUUGGGCUGCCGGCAGAAGCACGCCCAGCCUACGCGAGGCGUUUGCUCGAAGGCAGCUAUAAGUAAUAUUAUUUAGGUGGUGCAGAUUUUUUGGAGCUUAACUUGCUUGGACUUGGAUUUCGAUUUAGCAAGCUCAGUACUUUGAAAUGUUUUUUGUCUACAGACCGAUAGUCUGUUGUUUUUCCAUUCUCCAUGUUGGAUUUAGCU